CUCUCUCCUCUCAGGCAGGAGCGAGGCGUGUUGCUCCUGCGGCCGCCCGAGGCAGGCAGCCUGCAGAGACGGGCCAGGAGCCUCCCGCGGGCCACUUGCGGGCUUUCUCAGCUGGGUGACCAGCGUGAUCAAGGCUCCCUGGCCCCCGGAGCGCGGGCGUUAGCACGGCAGGCUGCGCCCCGGCGCUGCUCCGGAGUGGAACCGGCUUCGCGGGGAAGAGCGCCCGACUCGGAGCAGGCAAACGGAGACGGAAGAAAGCAGGUGUGAACCAGGCCCAGAAGGGAGAGAAGAAUGCCAGACCACGGAAGCCACUGCUGGCUCUGAUGCCUGGAACCACCUUGAAAGUUAGGACCUGUUAGGACCCGGAAAACUGCUUCCCCACCCUAUCCUCUCAUCCUGGACCUGAUUGGGAACGGCAGGGUCACCUCCUGUCUUGAUUUUGGAGGUAGACUCUCUCUCCCUCUAACCCACUUGGAUCUCGCCUGCUCCUCCAGAGAUGUACCAGAGCUUAGCCAUGGCUGCCAACCAUUGCCCUCAGGCCUACGAAGGGGCGAGUGGCUUCAUGCACAGCGCAGCUGCCACUUCCCCUGUCUACAUCCCAACCACGAGAGUCGGCACCAUGAUUCCCAGCCUUCCUUACCUCCAGGGGUCUGCCUCAUCGCAGCAAGGCAGCCCCUCCGGCCACUCCAUCUGGACUCAGCCCGGAGCCGAAAGCGCCUCAUAUAACCCCGGCUCGACGCACCCGUCCGUCUCGCCCAGGUUCUCCUUCGCCACUGGCUCCCCCAUCCCGACCACCACCUCCAGAGAGGGGGCCACAUACAGCAACCCUCUCAGCAUCACGGCCAACAGCAGGGAACAAUACGCCCGCAGUUUCAGUGGAUCUUACUCCAGCCCCUACCCAGCGAGCUACAUGGCCCCGGAGCUGGGGGCCACUUGGACUUCCUCACCCUUCGACAACCCCAUGCUCCAUAACCUCCAGAACCGGGGGACCCCAGGAGGGACUAGACACCCCAACCUAGAUUUUUAUGACGAUUACUCCGAAGGCCGGGAAUGCGUCAACUGCGGAGCGAUGUCCACCCCGCUGUGGCGGAGAGACGGGACCGGCCAUUACCUGUGCAACGCUUGCGGUCUCUACCACAAGAUAAACGGCAUUAACCGACCGCUGAUCAAACCCCAGAGGAGGCUGUCGGCUUCCCGUCGGAUCGGGCUCUCAUGCGCCAAUUGCCAUACCACUACGACCACGCUGUGGCGCCGGAAUGCAGAAGGCGAGCCGGUCUGUAACGCCUGUGGUUUAUACAUGAAGCUCCACGGGGUCCCGAGGCCUUUAGCAAUGCGGAAGGAAGGAAUCCAAACCAGGAAGCGGAAACCGAAGAAUUUAAACAAAUCCAAGGCUCCAACAGGGUCCGCCAGUAGCGACAGCCUCCCCUCGUCCGUCAGCUCUGCCCCCUGCACCAGCACGACAACCACCACAACUGCCAUGGAAAAAAUGCACCCCAUCAAAAUGGAACCGGGGAUCUGCUCUCAUUACGGGCACCCGGCGCCCAUUCCACAGGCAUUCUCAGUCGCUGCCAUGUCUGGACAUGGACCUGCUCUUCACUGUCCCAUGCCAAGCCUCAAACUUUCUCCACAGAGCUACCCGGUAUCUAUGAGCCAGUCUCCGCAGCCCAGCUCCAAGCAAGACUCCUGGAACAGUCUGGUCCUGGGCGAAAGCCACGGAGACAUUAUCACGGCAUAACUGUCUCUGCGCCGCAGCUUCAGGCUCGGGAUACGAAGGCGUCUUUCCACCAUCAGACGACACCGGGAUGCUUUCUUCGUUUCCUUUCCCUUGCUUUCUCCGGCCACUUUCCUGAGGGCUGUAGAUCCCGAUCCGACGGCUGGGCACAGGCCGUCCCUUGAAAGCCUCCCUGAGGCGCAUUCUUUCUCGCAAAGGAUUCUGGGUACUGUGGUCCGCCCCUCACAGAGUCUGGAUUCCCAGCAACCUUUGGCAAACUACCGUGCCCAGAAUUCUUUGAGGGGAACGAAUGUGCUUCGGAGGUGAUCGAAGUGUACACAACCGUUAUAGAUCGUCCCGUCGAAAGGUUUUGUUUGGGGGCUUGCUUUGAAAAAAGACUUUGGUGAAGUUGCCGCCACACUUGGAACGAACGAGGUCUUCAGUCGCUUCAGAGCCUCAAAUGACAACUGCCUUCAGAGAAGCUGACAGAAACUCCAGUUAAAAGUAUGUAUACACAUGGACAAAUCCGGCCCUGCAGUCUUUGACAGCACCCUUGUUGGCUUUUGCUAUUAAAUUCCCCACUCUGGCCCGGCAGGAGGAGAGAAGAUUCCCUUCCGCUGGCUUUCCCUGAAAUACAGAAUCCCAGAACCAGAGAAUUUUAGAGUUGGGACCCCAAAGCUUCAUCUAGUCUAACCCCUUGCAAUGCAGGAAUGAUGAUCAUUUCCAAGAUCUUCCUGGGGCAAGCAUUGGCUGUGUGAAUGUGUUUUCCAGACAUCUGAUCCUCAUUGAAAUACCCAAGGUCAGAUACCUGCAAGAUUGUGUGUCUGAGCUGUCAACAGAUCUAUCCCCUCUGAUGGAUCUUUCACCUUGCCCAAUGUCCCUGGCAACCAGGUUUUUCCACACAGCUUAACGAUCGAAUCUUGGAAACGCAAAGCGAUGGACAUGAAUUGUGCGAAGGCAGGAGGAGAAGAGAGAACAUGUGGACCAAACUAUACCCCAAUACUUAUGAAUGAUUGGGGGGACGGUCAGCGGCUGGCAUCCCCCAUGCACAAAUCUGGCUCCUCUCAGUGGUGAUAUUUGCCCACUCGGUUGCCAGCAGUCGAUUUUUUUGAAACGAGGGGUUAGCAGACUCACGGGGGACUAGCUGGGGCGUUAUCCCUUCAUGACCCCCGUUCGAUUGUCAAAAUGUCCCCACCCACAACGCAAAAGAGCACUUGUUGCUGGGCAGGACUCUCAAGGUACCGUCGCUGACGACUGCAACGCCGAAUGAAUACUUAAGAUUUAUUUGGGGUUUUCUCCUUCCCUGAAUGGAGGACUGCAAUCCCAUAAUAAGCCAGAAUAGAAAAGGAGCUGCAUUGUACAGCAAAUGCCACAAAUAAACACU
Messenger RNA from Podarcis raffonei (Aeolian wall lizard), 3095 nucleotides. It is a transcript of the gene GATA4, whose product is annotated as GATA binding protein 4. Gene Ontology annotation, molecular function: RNA polymerase II cis-regulatory region sequence-specific DNA binding; DNA-binding transcription factor activity, RNA polymerase II-specific; zinc ion binding. Bases 497 to 1735 code for a protein of 412 amino acids. The record is from RefSeq and is a predicted model, not a curated record. The transcript has 7 exons. Gene Ontology annotation, biological process: positive regulation of transcription by RNA polymerase II; cell fate commitment; negative regulation of transcription by RNA polymerase II. Gene Ontology annotation, cellular component: nucleus. NCBI's taxonomy places the organism in Eukaryota, Metazoa, Chordata, Lepidosauria, Squamata, Lacertidae.